AUGACUCUGAAUAAAUCCAAGUUUACGAGUCUUACGUUCGUAAAGAAGCCGCGGGCACUUCAUUCGCAGGUGCCUCGUGAGGACACGCUGUUGGGCUCCGCCACAAGCAGCUCCAGUCUUUCGCAGCCUCCUCGUAAGAGAUCCAAACGCGACGUUUAUAUUGCCACAGAAAAAACAGCCCCUUCCAAGCAGUCAGAGCCCGCCUCUGACGACGACCUGCUUAAAAAGUUCGACAUUUCGCAAAUUAAACAAGACACCGACAAGCUUCUUAAUCAACUGGAUAGUAUCAAGAAACCAGAGAAGGACCAGUCGAAAUACAUUGAUAAAUUGUUCUCCCAAGCGGACACCGUCGACAAGGAUGAGAAGGUCGUUGCUCUGGCAGAGACCCAGGGAGUCAUGAACCAUUUGUACGACGAUAAGGAGGCAACAGAGCGCACAGAGCGCAAAUAUAAAGAGUUUUCUCCUAAAGUGUACUCAAAGCACGAAAUCGAGCUCCAAACCGAUAAAUAUAUACAGAUUGCCAGAGAUAUACUGAGGGGGAAAACAGCAUCGUAUUUCUACGAGAUUGCUCGCGAGUAUGCAGACUCGUCUCCCCGUUUGAAGGUCACCGACUCCGAAGUCAUUAAUCUCCCCAAACAGCGCUACCACGGGUACAUUGGGGCCGCCCGUGCCAACACAAUCACAGAACACUUGCUGGACAAGUUGAAAGAGCUUUUGAGCGACAGGAAAGCUAACAAGGUGCUCCAUUUCUGGGGAGAUCGCUAUUUUACACGGUUUGUGCUCACACCAGAAAUAAUUGCCCGAAUCAUCGAACAGGACGACCAGAUCGACUUGGACCUGGCAUAUGAUAAAAUGGAAUCAACCGCAGACUACGGCCUGUACGUCAUGGACCAGAAAGACCAAUAA
Molecule: messenger RNA, 906 nt
Organism: Ogataea philodendri
Lineage: Eukaryota; Fungi; Ascomycota; Pichiomycetes; Pichiales; Pichiaceae
Exons: 1
Coding region: 1-906 (301 amino acids)
Source: RefSeq, a predicted model, not a curated record